This is a messenger RNA of Nerophis lumbriciformis (worm pipefish), 750 nucleotides long. The record is from RefSeq and is a predicted model, not a curated record. Lineage: Eukaryota; Metazoa; Chordata; Actinopteri; Syngnathiformes; Syngnathidae.
AUGGCGGCGGGAAUGUAUUUGGAGCAUUAUUUGGACAGCAUAGAAAACUUGCCCUUCGAGUUGCAGAGAAACUUCAAUUUGAUGAGGGACUUAGAUCAACGCACAGAAGAUCUGAAAGGACAGAUCGACUCCCUCGCAAAAGAAUACACAUCAAAUGCGCGAACUCUUUCCUCUGAGCAAAAGCUGUCCAUACUGAGGCAAAUUCAGCAAUCGUACAGCAAAUGCAAAGAAUUUGGCGACGACAAAGUGCAACUGGCCAUGCAGACCUACGAAAUGGUCGACAAACACAUAAGACGCCUAGACACAGACCUGGCCCGUUUCGAAGCAGACCUGAAGGAAAAACAGAUUGAAAGCACGGACUACGAUUCCACCUCCAGUAAAGGAAAAAAAGUGGAUACUAGACAGAAGGAAAAGAAGUCUGCUAAAACGAGAUCUAAAGUGAAGAGCUCUGAUGAAGAUGGCAGUCCCAAGAGCGCCCAGAAGAAAGUCAAACUCCUUCAAACGGGUGAAUUCAACAGCCCCUCCACCAACUUUGGAAAUGUUCACCCAUCCGAUGUGCUGGACAUGCCAGUGGACCCCAAUGAGCCCACCUAUUGUCUGUGCCAUCAGGUGUCUUAUGGCGAGAUGAUUGGCUGUGACAACACUGAUUGCUCCAUUGAGUGGUUCCAUUUUGCAUGUGUGGGUCUGACAACCAAACCACGAGGCAAAUGGUAUUGUCCACGCUGCUCUCAAGAUAGAAAGAGGAAAUAA